UAUUUAUUAAAUAAUUUUUAAAAAAAAGGAAAAAACUUUUGUUCAAAAAUCUGUCACGAAAAUUUUUCAGGGAAUUUUUCUGGAAUUUUUUUAUAUAUAGAAAAAAUAAAGAAGAAAAAAAAAGGAUUAAUUAUGUGGAUGAAGAGCUUGUUGUUUACCUGGGUGCUAUUGCAAGCCGAAUUCGGGAUCUAUGAAGGGAGAAUAGAGGAGGUAUUCCCUUUCCCAAAUUACGGGCUUACCAAAGAAUUCGAGGAGUGGAAAUCGGGUCCUAACGUUUGCAAGGAUCUUAUAAUUUUGAAAGCCGUAAGCGAAGAUGGCAUAUACAAUAUGAAGGAUUAUUUAGAAGUUCCGAAUAGUAGAUUUCCCGUGGCGGGUAGCAUUGUUCCUCGGCAUUACUCCAAAUCUUGCACCAAAUUUCAAGAUUUUUAUCAAUGCAAUACAAAAAUGUUCAGAGGACAACUUUUGCAACAUAAUCUCACCGUUUAUUCUUGUUGUUAUGGAUUUGCUAAUCAAGUAAAUCAACCUGGAUGUCCUAAAAAAAUGAAUCUUACAAGUAUGGUAGAGACUCUAUCCCAGCCCAACUUCAAAUAUGCCUUAGAUUUUUUUGAUUUGGGACAACUAAAAUCGGAGACCAAUCAAAGAAAUAUCACAUUGUUCUUACCGGAGGAACAAUACUUGAAGAAUUUCACGAAAGCUCAGGCUAAUUCAUCAGAGGCCUUAUUAGCGCAUUCUAUAUCUGGUUAUUUGCCCAGGAGCCAUAUGUGGAAUAAAAUGGUCAUGCCUAAUUUGUCUCCACUAUCUUCACCUAUUCGUUUAUCAUUUAUACAUCAACAUAACUUAUCUAAAGCCGAUUGGGCUGUUAACUGUGUCCCAUUAGAAUACGAGCAAGAAGUUCUGACAACUCAAGGAAUUAUUUACAAGAUCAAAGGCAACUUGUCGCAACCGGUGAACCAACUUGUCUAUUCUUACUUAUUGGGAGAAAAGGAAUUGAACAUGUCUAAAUAUCUAUUAUCGAUAGAUGAUAUCAAAAAUUUAAGCUCAGAUCCCACUGGAUUUUAUACCUAUAUAAUACCAUCCAACAAAGCUUUCGAUAAAUUGGAUCCCAAUCUUAUCAAGGAUUUAAAUGACAAUAAGUCGUGUGCUAUGGAAAGUAUCAAACUUCAUGUUAUAACUGAUUGGGUCUGUCCUGGCAUACUAGAUGCACCAACUAAUUUCAAGACCUUAGAAGGCUCUGAACUAAUCGUCGGCAAGGAUAACACAUCUAACAUAUCUUCAGUCAAUGGCUCACCCGUUAAUUCAGUUAAAGUUUUUACAAAUGGCGUCAUUUUAUUCGUGGAUCAUGUUUUAGUAUCCAAUAAAUCUCUAAAAUUAAGUAAACAACUGGCUAAUGAAAGUAACGCGAUUGAUUUCAUAAAAUUACUAAUGAACACUGUAAACUCGACUUUCGAAGAUAGUCUAAACGAUAGCGCGGUAUUGAUUCCGGAAAAUAAAGCUUUCGACGAAUUGAGUUUAGAUAUCAAAAACAAAUUGGUUGCCAAUAAAACUUUCGCAAAACUAUUUUUGGACAACCAUAUCAUUCCGCUCGACAAAAUGAAAGUGGUUAGAUUCGAUGAUUAUCAGAAUAAUGAUCCUAAAUACAUGAAUGUUACCAGGGCCAAUUAUCUACCUCAUAACUUCUAUUGCUUGCGAAAAAUCGGUAAAAAUGUUGGAGAUUUUUGUGGAGGCAAAUACUAUUCUAUUCCAAAGGCUUUUGUUCCUCUGGGAAAAAGUAUCUUGGAAACUUUGAAGGAACAUACAGAAGUCAGCACAUUCACCGAUUUGUUGGAGAACUCUAACUUAACUCUUUCAGAUGAUAAAUAUUAUACUUUAUGGGUCCCAGUCAACGAAAUAAUGAAGCUUUAUCUGAUGCCCAACAACAUAUCUAAAGGCGACAUUUCGAAUCUGACCAUCGAUAAUUUACCGGUCCAAGAGUUCAUUAAGAGACAAAUAUAUCCUGGAAGGAGCAAUGAUUAUUGUUGUUCAUCUCCCGAAAACGAAUUUUACCUCAAUCACCAGCUUUCUUACCCUUACAACGCCGAUGGUUUGACUAUUUAUGCCCCAACCGACCGAUCUAAAACCGCCCCUUUGAAUGUCAAAAUCGUGAAAUGUGACAUCCUUGGGGACAAUUUUUUGAUACAUUUUGUGGACAAAGCCUUCAACGAUACCAUAAUGAAAUUGGAACCCCCCUUCCCCAUUAUGCAACCUAAAGUCCCUCUAUGGGUUCAAAUGAAUCUAAAUUAGUUGUGUUUUUUUUUAUUUACAAUUUUUUUAUUUCCAUAUAUUUAUAAUAUUUGUAUCUUAUAUAUUUUCAUUGUAAUUAUAUUUUUUGUAAAAAAAUAUUAUAUUUUGAACCAUGUUUCUUUCUUUCUUUCUUUCUUUCUUUCUUUCUUUCUUUCUUUCUUUCUUACUUUCUUUCUUUCUUUCUUUCUUUCUUUCUUUCUUUCUUUCUUUCUUUCUUUCUUUCUUUCUUUCUUUCUUUCUUUCUUUCUUUCUUUCUUUCUUUCUUUCUUUCUUU
Messenger RNA from Gordionus sp. m RMFG-2023, 2554 nucleotides. RefSeq names its product periostin-like. The coding region runs from base 133 to 2280 and encodes 715 amino acids. Gene Ontology annotation, molecular function: cell adhesion molecule binding. Gene Ontology annotation, cellular component: extracellular matrix. Lineage: Eukaryota; Metazoa; Nematomorpha; Gordioida; Chordodea; Parachordodidae. The record is from RefSeq and is a predicted model, not a curated record. The transcript has 14 exons. Gene Ontology annotation, biological process: cell adhesion; extracellular matrix organization.